This is a messenger RNA of Helianthus annuus (common sunflower), 1601 nucleotides long. Its product is annotated as NAC domain-containing protein 35. Gene Ontology annotation, molecular function: DNA binding. Gene Ontology annotation, biological process: regulation of DNA-templated transcription. The transcript has 4 exons. NCBI's taxonomy places the organism in Eukaryota, Viridiplantae, Streptophyta, Magnoliopsida, Asterales, Asteraceae. Bases 251 to 1357 code for a protein of 368 amino acids. The record is from RefSeq and is a predicted model, not a curated record.
UAUUUGAAUUCAUGUUUCAUUAUUUGAUUACAAGUGUUGUUACUAGUUACUUUUAGGUGGUUUGUGACUUUUUCUUUACUAAUAAUAUAUAUUUGAUGUUGUUUUUUACCGUAUAAAAAGGGUUUUUGAGUGGGGGUUUAUUAGGGUAUCUCUCAAGAUAAAGUUAACUUAAAGGUGGAAGCUUUGUGAUAAUAGAAGAUAGGACAUGAGGGCUAUUAUUGGUGUUUAAAGAGGCACCAGUCAACGGUUUAUGGCAAUAGGAGCAAGGAUGAUGAUGAACCAAGAAGAAGAGAUAAGAAACAAAAGACAGCAAGAUGAGAGUGAUGGUGAUGAUCAUGAAAAGGACAUGGUGAUGCCUGGAUUUCGGUUUCAUCCGACCGAGGAAGAGCUUGUUGAGUUCUACCUUCGCCGUAAGGUAGAGGGCAAGAGAUUCAAUGUUGAGCUCAUCACUUUUCUUGAUCUUUACCGAUACGACCCGUGGGAACUUCCUGCUUUAGCCGCAAUAGGCGAAAAAGAGUGGUUUUUCUAUGUGCCAAGAGAUAGGAAGUACCGCAACGGGGAUCGACCUAACCGUGUGACAACAUCAGGCUACUGGAAGGCGACCGGAGCCGAUAGGCUAAUCAGAACAGACAACUUUAGAUCCAUAGGAUUAAAGAAAACGCUUGUGUUUUACUCCGGAAAAGCUCCAAAAGGAAUUCGAAGUAGUUGGAUCAUGAAUGAAUACCGGUUACCUCAUCACGAAUUCGAAAGACUACAAAAGGCUGAGAUAUCAUUGUGUAGGGUUUACAAACGAACUGGAGUAGAAGACCAUCCAUCUCUACCUCGUACUCUCCAAACAAAGAGUACCUUAAUAUCUCCAAACAAUAGUAACAAGCAGCACCCACAGAAUGCCACGAGUUUCAACUGUUUUGAAGGCCAAUCUUCUCACCACAAUGAACACAAAACCGGUGGUUGCAACACAACAAACAUUAACGUUGGAACUGCUCUCGGUCUCCCAAAUCCUAUUAACUCCAUCUUCGUUAACAACGUUGAUGAUCUACGUAGGAUUUUGAGUUCCCAACAAGCUCUAGACAAUUGCCCACCCUCUCAACUUCUUAAUAUGAAUAAUUAUCAACUCAAUGUUUGUUCUAACUACUCUCCAAAUCUCUCCAGUAAUAAUUUGCUGGCACAACAACAGCAACAACAACAACAACCGCGAUCAGAACAGCCAGAACUGCCGCCUCAUGUGCAUCCCCAAGCACUUCUUGCGCCUAAUUACUUGGCUGGAGCGGUUCAAGGAGCGUUUCCGGACAGACUUUGGGAAUGGAAUUCGAUGUUGAGUGAAGGAAGCAAGGAUUCCAUUGACCCUUUCAAGUAAUUUGUUGCUAUGCUUAUAAGUUGCAUGCAUAGUGUAAACUUAACGUGCAACAAUUAUUGAUUUUUGUAUAAUCAAGUUAUGUUUUAGGAUCUUUAAACUAAUUAUGUUAAGUGAUAAGGUGAAUUCAUUAUAUGUAAAAUGACAUAUUGACAUAUUGGCUUAUUAGGGUUUUCGAUUUUUGAGGCAAGAAACUUCUGCCCAAAAGUAGUUUAUUCCUUUCUAAUGAAAUAUGUAAUUUGUGUUG